GUCAAAAAAUUUAACACACCAGCAGUGUGAAGAGACCUGAAAGUGGCACAUGGCAGCAGAGUGUGUGGCGAUGGAGACAGCAGCAAUGGGAGGCCGUACAGGGACCCAUGAGAGACUCUGGACCUGGCAGCAGCAGGAGGAGGCGGUAUAUAGGGGCCCAUGGCAGAUUAGGGGCCUGGCAGCAGCUAUGUGAGGCCCGUAAUCUGCCUGCACCCUAUGUCAAAAAAUUUAACACACACCAGCAGUGUGAAGAGACCUGAAAGUGGCACAUGGCAGCAGAGUGUGGCGAUGGAGACAGCAGCAAUGGGAGGCCGUACAGGGACCCAUGACAGGACUCUGGACUUGGCAGCAGCAUGA
Messenger RNA from Staurois parvus, 357 nucleotides. The record is from the annotation of a GenBank genome assembly. NCBI's taxonomy places the organism in Eukaryota, Metazoa, Chordata, Amphibia, Anura, Ranidae.